Lampris incognitus (smalleye Pacific opah) is the source of this 1031-nucleotide messenger RNA. RefSeq lists its product as uncharacterized. Bases 31 to 825 code for a protein of 264 amino acids. The record is from RefSeq and is a predicted model, not a curated record. Lineage: Eukaryota; Metazoa; Chordata; Actinopteri; Lampriformes; Lampridae. Gene Ontology annotation, biological process: immunoglobulin production; immune response. The transcript has 5 exons.
UCAGUCAACACAACAGAAACCACACCAACCAUGACUCUCUCCAUCUUCCUCAUCUGGACACUGCUCUGCUGCUGCCUCAUAGGAUCCAACAGUCAGGUGACUGUGACUCAGCCUCCGGUAGUGAAAUUUACUCCAGGAUCCACUGUCACUCUGAACUGUAAAACCAACCCAGAUGAUUCCCAAAACAGUAAUGGUGAACGUCUGAACUGGUAUCAACAGAAAACUGGAGAAGCUCCAAAGCGCCUAAUAAAGCUUGUAAGCCAACGUGAAUCUCAAACACCAGCUCGGUUUAGUGGCAGUGGAAGCAGGACUGACUUCACUUUGACCAUCAGUGGAGUCCAGGCUGAAGAUGCAGCAGUUUACUACUGUCAGAGUUAUCAUUAUAUAAACAGUGUCAAUGAGUUCACACACGGAUGUACUGCGCUGAUCUGUUCUUGUGUGCACAUUUUCCCAAACUGUAUCAGGAUGAUGACACCGAUGUUUCUGCUGGCCAUGUUGGGAUUCUUACUGCAAGAGUCAUCCGCCAGCCAAUUUCUGACUCAGGCGGACAAACUGAAGUCCGUCCCUCUCGGACGGACCGUGUCCAUCACGGCCACGGGGAGUUCAGAUAUUGGUGAUGACCUCAGCUGGUAUCUACAGAGACCCGGACAGGCUCCCGAACUCCUCAUCUACUCCGCCACAACUCUCAACUCGGGAACUCCGCGCCGAUUUAGUGGCAGUAGAUCUGGUUCAGAUUACACCCUGACGAUCACGGCGUUUCAGGCUGGUGAUGCUGGGGAUUACUAUUGUUUUGGCUACCAUGGUAGUGGUGUGUUCACACAGUGAUACAGAGCCAUACAAAAACCUCCCUCAGUUUGACCGCAGCCCCCUGCAGCUGCAGCGGGUCGGAGAUCAUAGGUUCACUCAGUAGUGAAAUUCUGGCACAACCACGAAUACAUAAUAGACUUUAUGCCAUAGAUAGUAAUACUGAAACACACUGACUUUUUAACAUGUAGUUUUUAACUUCAAUAUUAACUGAAAAUGAAUUUAAC